Molecule: messenger RNA, 780 nt
Organism: Penicillium angulare
Lineage: Eukaryota; Fungi; Ascomycota; Eurotiomycetes; Eurotiales; Aspergillaceae
Exons: 4
Coding region: 1-780 (259 amino acids)
Source: RefSeq, a predicted model, not a curated record
AUGAUGACUGUGGGAGUCAAGCAUGGAUUUGGAAAAACGGUGGUAGAUCUCGACAACAAGGGCAUCUCGACAAUCAUCAUGUUCGACUACCUCACACAAACAUUCGGUCUUGCUGGUGGUGCUUUGGGUCGAAUAUCGUUCAUUGUAUUCAUCAAUGGGCUUCUUGUAUCCAAGAAAUGGCAUCGGAUCAUAUUUUGGAGCUUGAUCGCCUUGCAAGCGGUGACGAACGGCAUGUUUAUUAUUAUUCUUUUUGUUCAAUGUCCAGGACAUGCGUCGGCUAUUUGGGACCAUGACAAAAAUGGGAAAUGUUGGAAUACUCAAGUUCAGGCUGACUAUGGGUAUUUUCAAGGAGCAUUCAACUCAGCAACAGACCUUUAUCUUGCUGUCUUCUCUACAGUCACAUUUUGGAACCUCAACCUGAAGUUGAGAGUGAAAUUGGGGCUAGUUAUAUUGCUCGGACUGGGCAUCCUUGCCAUGGUCGCCGCUAUUAUUAAAACGGUACAAACUCGCGUCCUCGCAUCCUACGACAUUAACCCGACAACUGCAACAGUCAACUAUGAUCAGUACAGACACGAACUCAGCUCUCGAUAUGUUGUUAGCUCUAAUACACCAACGGGAAAAAGCGGACAGCGACAGUCUUCUAUCGACGGAAAACGGAUAGUGAAUGUUUCUGAAGAGAAUCUGAGCCACGACGAUGAGACUUUUCAUAGUGAUGCACAUGAUCAUGAUGAUCCGCAAGACUCGGGAUACUCGAGAGAGUCGGUCAUAAAUUGUGUUUAA